Molecule: messenger RNA, 2026 nt
Organism: Olea europaea var. sylvestris
Lineage: Eukaryota; Viridiplantae; Streptophyta; Magnoliopsida; Lamiales; Oleaceae
Product: nuclear pore complex protein NUP85
Exons: 11
Coding region: 66-1535 (489 amino acids)
Biological process (GO): mRNA export from nucleus; positive regulation of DNA-templated transcription; protein import into nucleus
Cellular component (GO): nuclear pore outer ring
Molecular function (GO): structural constituent of nuclear pore
Source: RefSeq, a predicted model, not a curated record
UCAUAACCCUUUCAAAACCCUAGGAAUUUGAAUCCCAAAGCUCUCCCAGUGAGGACUCCGGCGAAAUGCCCGGCGUGACGUCGAAUUCCAGCGACUCCACUCUCUCCAUUGUUCCCCAUUCCUCUGACUCUGAAACCCCCAGAGUUUACCCUCUCCGGCACCAUGGUCUCACUCCUCCACUCGCCCGCGUUUCGAUCUCUUGGGCUCGUGGCAACACGCUCCGCGUCUCGCUCAUUCAGUCCGAAGCCGUUUCUGGGCAACAGACUGGCGGAGAAGUGGUAGAAGUGAAACUAACCAAUAUGAAAGGAGGAGAAAUCACCGCCGCGCAGUGGCGAAGAAUUGCAUAUGGGUCUGUCACUCCAUUCGCGCUUCUACAGAGCCGGAAGAACUCAAUGGACUCGUCGCACUACAGUAAAGACUGGUGGGAACAUGUAAUGGAGUACAGCAGGGAGAUAAAUUCUCUUCUUGCUAAUUCAGAGUCAUCUGGUAAUCUGGUUAUUGAAGAUCCCAAGGCAUUAUUAAAGAAAGAGGAGGAGCCAACCAGUUUAAAAGCUGCAUGGGAGCUGAUGGAAAUAUUUUAUGCAGACAAGCAAUCUGAGACUUAUAUUCCUGAACGGUUGCUUGAUUGGUUGUCUGAUUAUGACUGUCUGUUCUCUGGAACUCAGCCAACUGCACAUGCAAAACUUGUUGAUUUCCAAAAAGAACUUGUAACUUUACAGAUAAUUGAGAAUGAUCCUAAGUACUGGGAAACAAUGUCCUCAGCCUUAGCAGUUGGCUGGCUAGAUAUCGUGGUAAAACUGUUGCAUUUGCAUGGAUCUUAUCAGUUUGAUCAGCUAGGGAACCGUGAGACAGAAAAUGGACUUGUAGAAGCAGUUGCUGUUCUCAUAUCUCAAAUGCCACGCAUGCGGCCUGAUAUACCAUUGGGAAAAUUAGGUGAAUGUUACCAUACCAAGCCUGAGUUUAUGAAGGCAUGGGAGAAGUGGAGAUCACAAAUUACUAAAUUGGACUGCAGUUCAUUCUGGCUUCAAUGUGAUCACCAUCAGACUCGGGAAGGACUGAAAAAUAUGCUUCAAAUCAUGCUGGGAAACACUAGCAUUCUCUCCAAUGUGACGUAUCAUUGGAUAGAGCUUUAUAUAUCUCACUUUCUGUACGUCAGGCCUUUCACUGUGGGUUUAGAAAACAUGUGCAACUUAGCUCAGAAAUGCAUGCAUUUGAAACCAAUUUCCAAUCACCAUAAGUUGAUGGGACUCAUAAUUGGGAUUCUAGAAGAAAAUAUUGAGGUUGUUCUGGCUGAAUGCUCUAGAUCAUUUGACCCCUGGAUGAUUACACAUGCUAUAGAGCUGCUGACAGCUGGGAGCACUCAAGCAGAAAUACUUAUACAUGAAGAGCAGUCUAAACUGGGAGGAAUCAGCAUAGAAGAGCUUCAAAGACUUGUCUAUGCUCAAGUUCUAUCUUCUCAUGCAAUGACGUGGAAUGUAAGUGUUCAUGGAAUGUGUUCUUAUGUGUAUGGGUAUCUCUGUCUCCUAGUUGUUUGAUUUCCUGGAACAAUGAGUAUACAUAAAUCAAAGUUACUGAUACACUUUAACGUCCAAUUAGACCUAUCUCUGUCAAUCAUCAUUAACACUGACAGUGCACAAGGUUUACAAGGGUGGUACUGUGCUGGAUAUGUGGAUCGUAGAGGUGCCAGGUGUAUGCAAGUUUCCCUUGCCAAUAGUAAAAUGUUCUGCGUAUUGUGUCUCUAUGACUAUUGAAUUUUCACUCUUAUUCUCCAGUCCCUUGAAUUUUCGUUAUAAUGCAGUCCCAGCCACAAAGUUGGGUAUAAUUUGUAGAUGUGAGACUCUUUUCAGAAUUUAUGAUAGUGAAGAUUGUAGACAUUCCUUCAAGUUAUCUUUAAUGCACAUUACUACUUUAUUUGUAUGCUUGGCAUGGAUGCUCCGUGGACUAAUUAGUUUUCUCUCCUUUUUCUUUUCUUUUUCAAAAAUAGUUGUAUAGCUGUUAUUCAACAAUUUAGACUUGAAAUACUGUG